Messenger RNA from Acanthochromis polyacanthus (spiny chromis), 6390 nucleotides. RefSeq names its product glutamate receptor, metabotropic 6b (gene grm6b). Gene Ontology annotation, molecular function: adenylate cyclase inhibiting G protein-coupled glutamate receptor activity. Gene Ontology annotation, biological process: G protein-coupled glutamate receptor signaling pathway; regulation of synaptic transmission, glutamatergic. Lineage: Eukaryota; Metazoa; Chordata; Actinopteri; Pomacentridae. Gene Ontology annotation, cellular component: membrane. The record is from RefSeq and is a predicted model, not a curated record.
CGUGUGUGUGCGCGCGCACGCGUGUGUGUGUGUGUGAGACCAUGAAUCAAAUCGCUGCUCAUCUAAUCUCUCAAAGUGACGGAGUUCCAUCAUGCUGGGGGGGAGGGUUCUGCAUUUGCUCCAGCUGUAUGAGAGAGAGAGAGGAGGGGAAAAAAAACGGCCGGUCCACCUAGUGCUUUCUUCACAGACGCCUGCAUGAUAAUCCCAAUCUGUGGCCAUUAGUGCACUGACAGAGCGAGGAAAGGGUUCAAAAGGGAGAAAGAAAAAGAGAGAGGAGAGAAGGAGGGAGGGGGCGCCUGGACAGAGAUGCACACAGAGGAGAAAGAACGAGAGCAGGAGGGAGAGCUUUUAAGGGAUUUGGCAGUGAUUUGUAGAAUCUCACUGCUGUAAUGUUGUGCUUUUUCUGCACUUUUCCCUGACUCUGCCAUGAUAUCCCACCCUAAAGCUGCAAAAGUCAGCGUUUUCUUUUUGCCUUUAUAAAUCACAACUUUUUUUUAAACCAUUGUUCUCCGGUGCAUUUUUUUUCAUUGCUGAGAGAGCAUACAGACUAUCUGAGAUGAUAGAGGAUUUACUUUUGGCGAGUGGAGGAGAGCCGUUACCUCCAGAAAUAUAAUCACAUUUUUGGACCCGUGGAUGGAGGCCCGCGUGGAACAGCUCGUGUGAUGGAUAAAAUCUGGACUGGUCGAUGAAUAAUGGGCAGGUGUCAAAGGUAGAGGGAGUGGCCCGGUGCUGUCAGUACCACUGCUGGUCAUCAUCAUGACAUCAGAGGCCCACUCAUCCCAUCCCUGCUGCUGCCUUGGUACAUUAACUGGACACCGGGCAUGGCUUCAGCUGCUUUGGGUCCUGCUGCUGGGCAUCAGUCCGGUGUUACUGGCCCAACAAGGCACCCAGCCUCAGUCCAUCAAAAUCGAGGGUGACAUCACCCUGGGCGGACUCUUCCCGGUGCACUCCAGAGGACCGGCUGGAGUUCCCUGUGGGGACGUCAAGAGGGAGAAGGGGAUCCACCGACUGGAAGCCAUGUUGUACGCCCUGGACCAGAUUAACAGCGACCCGGACCUGCUGCCUAACAUCACUCUGGGGGCUCGGAUCCUGGACACCUGCUCCAGAGACACCUACGCCCUGGAGCAGUCGCUCACCUUCGUCCAGGCCCUCAUCCAGAAGGACAACUCAGACGUGCGCUGCUCCAACGGAGAACCUCCCAUCAUCCCCAAACCAGAGAGGGUGGUCGGGGUCAUCGGGGCGUCCGGAAGCUCGGUGUCCAUCAUGGUGGCCAACGUCCUCAGACUGUUUGGGAUCCCCCAGAUCAGCUAUGCCUCCACUGCCCCGGAGCUGAGCGACAAGAGCCGCUAUGAGUUCUUCUCCCGUGUGGUGCCUCCAGACUCGUACCAGGCCCAGGCCAUGGUGGACAUAGUCAAAGCCAUGGGCUGGAACUACGUCUCCACACUGGCCUCCGAGGGCAACUACGGAGAGAGUGGCGUCGACGCCUUCCUCCAAAUAUCCAGAGAAGCAGGAGGGCUGUGUAUUGCACAGUCCAUAAAGAUUCCCAGAGAGCCCAGACCAGGGGAGUUUGAUAAAAUCAUCAAGAGACUGAUGGAAACCUCUAACGCUCGUGGGGUCAUCAUCUUUGCCAACGAAGACGACAUCAAACGGGUGCUGCAGGCUGCCAAAAAGGCCAACCUGACAGGCCACUUCUUGUUUGUUGGAUCUGACAGUUGGGGGGCAAAAAACUCCCCAAUUCAAGACCAGGAGGAGGUGGCUGAGGGUGCUGUCACCAUCCUGCCCAAAAGAGCCUCUAUUGAUGGGUUCGACCAGUACUUCACUUCAAGGUCUUUGGAGAACAACAGGAGAAACAUUUGGUUCGCAGAAUUCUGGGAGGAUGACUUCAAAUGCAAACUAACUCGGCCCGGCAUAAAAUAUGACCCCAGUAGAAGGAAAUGUACAGGCGAAGAAAGAAUCAGUCAGGACUCUCAGUACGAACAGGAAGGGAAGGUGCAGUUUGUGAUUGAUGCUGUGUAUGCCAUGGCCCACGCUUUACACAGCAUGCACCUGGACCUCUGUCCUGGCUAUAUGGGCGUCUGUGAGAAGAUGGACCCAGUUGAAGGACAGAUGCUCCUCCAGUACAUCCACUCUGUGAACUUCAACGGUAGCGCAGGAACCGGAGUGAUGUUCAAUGAGAAUGGAGACGCUCCUGGUCGGUACGACAUCUUCCAGUACCAGAUGUCCAAUGUCAGCAACCCCGGCUACAAGGAUAUUGGCCAAUGGACAAACCACCUACGGCUCAAUUCAGAGGAGAUGCAGUGGUCGGGCGGUGACCGUAGGAUCCCUGAUUCGGUGUGUAGUUUCCCCUGCGAAUCUGGCGAGAGGAAGAUGGUGAAAGGCGUUCCCUGCUGCUGGCACUGCGAGCUCUGCGAUGGCUACCAGUACCUGUUGGAUGAAUUCUCCUGUGACAUGUGCCCCUUUGACAUGAGGCCCUUACCGAAUCGCACAGGCUGCCGGCCGACUCCCAUCAUCAAGCUGGAGUGGAGCUCUCCCUGGGCCAUCAUCCCCGUCUUCCUGGCCAUCCUGGGCAUCCUGGCCACCACCGGAGUCAUCGCCACCUUCGUCCGCUUCAACGACACUCCCAUUGUUCGAGCUUCCGGCAGAGAGCUCAGCUACGUGCUGCUGACGGGAAUCUUCCUCAUCUACCUCAUCACCUUCCUCAUGAUUGCAGAGCCCAGCGUGGCCGUGUGCGCCUUCCGCAGGCUGCUGCUGGGGCUCGGCAUGUGCAUCAGUUACGCCGCCAUGUUAACCAAGACCAACCGGAUCUAUCGCAUCUUCGAACAGGGCAAGAAGUCAGUCACACCUCCCAAGUUUAUCAGCCCCACCUCUCAGCUGAUCAUCACCUUUAUACUCAUCUCAGUGCAGUUGCUCGGGGUGUUCAUCUGGUUUGGUGUGAUGCCCCCCCAUACUAUCAUCGACUACGAGGAGCAGAAACCUCCAAACCCUGAGUUUGCUCGCGGCGUCCUGAAGUGUGACAUGUCCGAUUUGUCCCUCAUGCUGUGUUUGAGCUACAGUAUCGUACUGAUGAUCACCUGCACAGUGUACGCCAUCAAAAGCAGAGGGGUUCCUGAGACCUUCAACGAGGCCAAACCAAUCGGCUUCACCAUGUACACCACCUGCAUCAUCUGGCUGGCCUUUGUUCCCAUCUUCUUUGGCACAGCACAAUCAACAGAGAAGAUGUUCAUCCAGACCACCACCCUGACGGUGUCCAUGAGCCUGAGCGCCACCGUAUCCUUGGGCAUGCUCUACAUCCCCAAAGUCUACGUCAUCAUCUUCCACCCGGAGCAGAACGUCCAGAAGAGAAAACGCAGCUUCAAAGCAGUGGUGCAGGCAGCCACCGUGUCCACGCACCUGUCCAUGAAGUCUAACGAAAAACAGAACGGCGAGUCCAAGAUCGAGCCGGACAGGUCACAGUGAAAUGACACAACUGAAGUCCAACAAUGAGAUUCUUUAUGAUGGGUGCAGAUUUUACUGUUAGUUUUUGGCUGGAUUGUUUUUUUCCCCCUCCCCUUUAAUUAUGGAAUGAAAAUACCAGCAAAGACAUUUUGUGGAUGAUGUUUCUUUUCACACUUAUUUAUUCAGAUCUACUAAACCUGGAAUGAAGCACAAAAUGGACAACUUUGCACAAGGACUGGGCGCUUUUUUCUUCUUUGUAACGUUCACACAUGCACCUCGAAUUGACAAGGGGCUAUUGCUAGUUUUAACUCUCCCUGGGAAAUGCUGUUUGGGGGGGGACAAAAAAGCUUAAAUGGCAACCUUUGCCCUACAGGAAGAUGUACAUGUGUGUGGGUCAAUGAGACUGCUCACUGGCUCCAAAAGCACUGCAUGGGUUCUGUGUUUUUGUGUGUACAUGAAUGUUCUGAAACAUUGUUCAUAAGGAGUGUCAUCUCUUUUUCUUCUGAUUACACUGGAAGAAAAUACUUUUUAAAGUGCACCGACAUGUCCUGUUCCUGCUCCUGGAAAGGUGUGAUGAAGCACCAAACUGAUAGCACUCAUGCGUCUGGUUCCAGUCACGCUGCUUUAAUUACGGUUAUAAAUGCAAUCAUUAUGGCACAAGCUGGUUUUAUAUCAUGGAAACUGGAAAUUCAUUAGCGCAAACAGAUACAAGUGAUUGUGAGCAGGAUGUUUGUCUUCUACCUGGUACUUUUACUGACUCCACCGUGGAGAAUAAUGUUUGGCAUUUCCCCAUAUUGUCUGUUAAAAUAUCAAGCAAUCUGCUUGAAGGUCAGUUUUGUAUGGCAGCAUGCCAAAAUCAUAGAGGAACCACCUUUAUGUCAAUGCAUGGGAACCAUUUAAGAAAGCUUUCUUUGAUUUUGUGCCAUGCAAGACCCUCCAUCACAACAAAUUUAGAUUAUUUGAAGUAUUAAAAUCAAUCUAGGUGAUGGCAAAAUAACCGGAUGAGUCAACAACAGGCCCUCUUCUGCCAAAAUACUAUUUGCAGUAUUUUUUUCUCACUUGAUCAUAAUGUACAACUCAGGUUUAACUGUUCUGGGCUCUUCCUUGAGGGUUUCUCUCUGCACUGGCACAACCUCUUUAAUAUAAAUGGAUCCAGCAGUAACCAUGUGCAUUGCAUUUUUACUCAGUGCAGGAGUCCUGCCAGAUUCAUGCCCUCAUGAGAGAAAACGCUGUUUGUGCUGCCCUCUGCAGGACAACACAGCUCAGUCACACAACCGUGAAGAAAAGUGAAGAGUGACUCGUUUGUAGACCCCACACAAACCUUAAGAAAAAUAUUCUUUAUUAUUUGAGCUGCAUCACACUGGACCAUUGGAACUAAAAACACCUACAUCACAUCUACAUGUAGGUUAAUAUAAGAAGACUCUGUGAAAAAUAACUGAUUGCUUUUCAGUGUACAGAGACGAGAUCUGUCCAUGACAAUCGAUGACGUAUCAGAUAACGGAUCAAUGAUUUGCAGACAAACCGGUCUCAGACAUACACAGACUCCUACACAACUACAAAAGGUUUCAAACCUAAGACCAGUCAGGACACAGUCUACACACACAAGUUCAUCUCAACACACACACACACACAAAAAAAACUGUACAGCAAGUUUGCCGACGUCACCAAAAAGUCAACAUUUGCUUUUGAGUCGGAGGCGAGUUAUUGCUUUUAAAACAAAAGUUCAAGCAGAAAGUCCUGUUUGGUGCUGAGAGGUGGAACCGCUGCCAGGCUGCUCUCUGAGCCAGAAGAGCACCAACAAGCUUUUUCCCCUCACAGCCUCCUGAACUCUGAUUCCAAUAUUUACUCAAGGAAGCCGUCCAGAGUGAGACAAGUUGAAAUCUUGGGUGGAGGUCUGGUCACUUUUUUCCUUUUAGCUUUCAUCAGUGGGCGAAUCUCUGAUAAAGGAGACUGGAGUGGAGCACUGAGUGAAGGAAUAAUGCAGUGCAGUUUGUACUGAAGGUUUUUUUCCCUUCAUAUUUGUUGAUUUCAGAAUUAUGGUCAGACACAUAGAAAUAACGUUCACUUGAAGCUCAGCUCAUUCUUGACCAUUAAUAGAGCUCUUACUAGUGUGCUGCUUUUACCUAAACUUGAAGAAAACAUUGUGCGGGUUGAGAACAACGUUAAUAAUGAAUGAAACUAAGCUGGUAUAAUAUUCCAUUGCAUUUUUAAACUAAACUUUGUUGAAUGCCAGGUCAAAGUAUACUACUGUUAGGUCUGACUGUCUUGAUUCCACAUUGAUUGAUUCCAGAGACCAAUAAGUAGGCAAGAUGCAUUAAAAAAGCUCAACUCCCUGUUUAGAACAUUUCAAAAAAAGCAUCUCUGCCUCCUCCUCCACUGAAAAUCUAUGAAAAUACAAGUACAUUCAUUUUAAAAGUUCAACUGAACCUCAGUUCUCAGUGUGUGUGCAGUUUAGGCUUCAUGUUUUCACAUCACACAUCCAUUUUAUGGAGAAAAAAUAGAAUAUUAGAAUAGUGAAAGUCUGAAGAGAAACCUUUCUUCACAGAGAAGUUCAAACAUCCCAGAGAAGUAGCACAGACUGCAUUCCAAAUGACAGAAAAAAGGAUACAGGUUGAAUGAAUUUAGUUCGUCCUCCUAAACCAUCAUAACCAGUUCUGACCUGAAACAAACAAACAAAAACAAUUCUUUCAAUAAAACAGUCGAGGAACAAACGGCACCUUGCAGUAGAAGACAUUGAGGGAGAUGGUUGUGCUGUACAUACAGCUCCAGGCUUCCUCUGAGGGUCCAACAUGCUGCCGAAAGUCUUCUUUCUAAAGAGGAGAGAGUUCCUCAAAAAAGGAUCCAGGGCUGACUCUUCAUCUCGGGCCUGAAACAACAAAACACGUGUCAGUGGCACGUCGACUACAUUUAGAAAUGGACAUUGUCGAGUGACUAUUAAAAACGUACUUUGCUUGA